ACAAACAAAUACAAAAUAUCAUAUAAAUGUGAUUCAAAAGAUUCGAGUCACAGGGAUGAAUCAAAACCCACAGUUACAACCCAUGCACAGCAAAAAGUACUGUAGACUAGAUACUCAGGGGACAGCUUCCUCAGUAAGACCCACAAUAACCAGAUAUGGUUAAAAGUGUUGUCAGGACAAAAUAAAACGACCGUUUACUGACAAAUAAAAUGGAUGACGCAAUUACUUUUUCUUUCGGACAAGACACAAGAUUGCUCCGCCUCCAUGAUUCGUUUCUAUAGUAACAACUAACAAAAUACUCGUGUAAAAAAUGCUGAAAAUGUCGGCGAUGAACAGAAAAUUCAUUCAAAACCUCGCCGAGACGUUAUGCAAGCAAGUCAAACAUUUUGAUAAGAGAGAGACGGAGUGUCUAAUACGGCUGUUCAGCGGUUUGCUGGGAGAGCAGGCAGAGAGAAGAGCGGCUCAUGGACUGGACCGAGUCAGGUUUAGACACAUACUGCACAACACAUUCGGCAUGACCGACGACAUGAUGAUGGACAACGGUACGUCUCCGAUUUGGAUGAGGACGAGAAUAAUAAUAAUGCCAGUAUUUCGGGCCUUUGAUAAGGACAAUGAUACCUACAUAAGUGUCAGAGAAUGGGUGGAAGGACUGUCUGUCUUUUUGCGAGGCACACUGGAUGAGAAAAUCAAAUUCUGUUUUGACGUAUACAACCUGCACGGGGACGGAUACAUCUCACGGGAGGAGAUGUUACAAAUGCUGAAAGACAGCCUCAUCAGACAACCCACUGAAGAGGACCCUGAUGAGGGGAUCAAGGACAUUGUGGAGAUUGCGCUGAAGAAAAUGGAUUAUGACCAUGAUGGGAAAGUGUCUUAUUCUGAUUUUGAGAAGACAGUCAAAGAUGAAAACCUUUUACUUGAAGCUUUUGGCAACUGCCUCCCAGAUGCAAAGAGCAUACUGGCUUUUGAGCAACAUGCAUUCCAGGAACAACAUGGACACUGAAAAGAACCACAGCUUUUUAUGGG
Messenger RNA from Carassius auratus (goldfish), 1023 nucleotides. RefSeq names its product calaxin (gene clxn). NCBI's taxonomy places the organism in Eukaryota, Metazoa, Chordata, Actinopteri, Cypriniformes, Cyprinidae. The record is from RefSeq and is a predicted model, not a curated record. Gene Ontology annotation, molecular function: calcium ion binding. The transcript is spliced from 6 exons. The coding region runs from base 311 to 1000 and encodes 229 amino acids.